AUGACGAAAUCUGUUAUGAACCCGAGUGACGCUGAUGUCCCGGAGUCACCGCUGAAUCAUUCUCGAAUAAAUAUGUCGUCCCACAUGUUACCACCAUUCAAUGGUGAUGCCAUUUUAUGGUUCGCUCAACUAGGGGCUCACUUUGAUGCAUACGGAAUUUCUCCGACGAAUCAACUGAAAUUCUUCUAUUGUAGUUUACCAACACAGCUUGCAACAUCUGCCAGAGAUCUAAUUACAUCCCCGAACCCAGACGCCACUUAUGCGUCUGUAAAGGCAGAAAUUUUGCGACGCAACACGAAGUCUGCCGAAAGCAGAUUUAAUGAGCUGAUGGCUGAUGAAGAAUUAGGCGACAGGACACCUUCAGAAUUUUUACGCCACCUUAGGGAGCUGAGCGGUGAGAGGACUGACGCCCCUCUCCUUUGUAAGAUUUUUUUCUCUCGUUUACCGUUUCACGUGCGUACAAUUUUGGCGACUGCGCUUGACGCCUACACGGUUGAUCAAGUCGCCACUAUGGCGGACAAGAUUCUUGAAUUUUCCGCUCAGCCAGCACACGGUGCCUGUCUCUCUUCUGAGGCUUCAUCAAUUGCCUCACAUAAAUCCUCUCCCUCCUAUGAUGUUUUGCUGACAAACUGGAAGAACUUACGCGUCGGGUGA
Messenger RNA from Octopus bimaculoides (California two-spot octopus), 654 nucleotides. RefSeq lists its product as uncharacterized. The record is from RefSeq and is a predicted model, not a curated record. NCBI's taxonomy places the organism in Eukaryota, Metazoa, Mollusca, Cephalopoda, Octopoda, Octopodidae.